UUUGUGAAAUAGCGUAGUAUUUGCGUCGGGGCGGCUGUGUUUAUGGUGUAAAAUAAUGGAAAUGUGCAGUUUUUGAAUGCAUUUUUGCGACUCAGUGUAUUGUUUCUGUGCGAACACAUGAAAAGGUCUUGAUUGGUACCCCACUAGUUACAGUAAUUAGUCCUUUAUCUGAUAUCUCGCUCAAAGGUUCCAUAAUGGCCGGAUAGCCUUCACCUGCCAUCACCCUAACCAACGUUCACCUCUCUGCCGCUUCUGCCGGCCUCCCUGCGGCGGGCUCCUCGGCGCCGGCGAUGCCGCGCUACUCCCACAAACGGCCGGCGGCGGCCCACACUGCCAGCAUCCAGUUUGACGCGGGAGGCGUGUCAGACAGGAAGCCCACCGCCGCCAAGUCUGCCGGCACACUCGGCAAGUGGGGAGUCACCAGCUUCACGUCCAUCCGCUCCAGCAUCGUCAAUGGCUCUUCCCACGAUGGCAGUUCGUCAGACGCCCGGGCGGGCCGCUCACCGGCGGCCCCGCCAGCCGAUCCGUUCUCGUUUGAGAGCAACACGCCCGGCGCAGCUCCCGUGAGAAAGGUGAAGAAGUUUUUCAAAUCGCGCAAUGCGCCCCCGGCGACUGGUCCAGCUGUCACGGACGCGCGCCGUCAGCUGCCUAUGACCCGUCCGGUGCCUCAGCCGCCGGCGCCGCCCCCUGCCGCGCUCCAUGACGAUAAGGAUGAGCUGGAGAGUAAGAAGUUCUUCAGUUCUCCGGCCCUGCCCCAGCCGUUGAGGGAUACAACCACCAAUCGAGCAAACUCUCUGAGCCCCAGGGAGCCCCCGGCAGCGCCGCAGGCGCCCCGUAUGCCUCCUCUGAAGCUGCGCAUCUCCCGUGACAAGGACACGGGUGACCUGACGGCGGUGAGCGGGUCACCACCAGAUGGCAGUGGCGGCGGCGGCGCCAGGAGGCGGCGCCCGCCCGCCGCGCCGGCGCCGCCGCAGCCGACCAAGGCAGCCAGGUACAAAUCGCCUCCCCCGCCUCGCGUCGUCUCUCCGGACCCUCCGUCGCCGGCGGCGGACCCCGCUCCGCCUGCCGGCACUGGCGACGAGGAUGAGAUCGGCGGCCGACCGGUGCGACGCACCAGACGGGCCGCGGCGGUGGAGGCGCGGCAGAAAGUGGCCAAGUCGGUCUAUGUGGAGGAGGAGGAUGAGGAGCUGGUGGCGCUUCCCGUGCGGGGAAGGAGAGGACAGAAACGUCGGCCAUCGUCCGGGGACCUGUCCUCCGCGCCCGCCCCUGCUGUUCCGGCUACUGCGCCGGCUACAGUGCCAGAGCUGGAGCCUGUCUCGGAGGAUACCACGCCAGUUUCGGACCCAGCUCCUCCUCCAGUGGAGUCCCCUGUCUCAGGUGCGGAGGUUCCUCCGAAUGGUGUGGAGUCUCCUGAAGCGGAGAUGCCCCCGUCGGAGCCCUCUCCUCCGCCGCCACCGACGCCGCCUUCACCGCCAUCGCCGCCUCCGACGCAGCCGACAACUCGAGAGACACGGAGGCAAGGUGUGUCGACAAAGCCCUCGGCUGCUCCGUCACCGACCAAAAUGCCAGUUCUGACGCCAGCGCCAACCCUGGUCCAGCACCCGACACCGACGGGUGCAACAUUGGCUUCCACAGCUGCAGCGGCGGUGGCUUCGACUGCUCCAGCAGCUGUAGAGUCAAAACGUCCUGAAGUCCCAGCGCCGCCGGUAACGGGAUAUCAGCCGCCACAAGCCGCGCCACAACCAGAGGUGCGGCAGACGCGGUCUUCUUCUCAGCCUACAAGUCAACCUACAACUCAGCUACCAAACCCGACUCCCAGCCCUGCCGCUGCUCCGGCAGCGCCGCCGGCUCCGUUACCUGCAAUCAGUGAUCAGGGCUCCGAGCCGGUAAAUCUGAGCACCAGACAACCCGCUGCGGAUCUGGAGAGGGAGCUGAGUAAUCUGUUCGGUGAGACACCGACGCCGGCUCCUGUGGCGGCCCCGGCGGCCCCGGCAGCAGAGGAGCCCACAUCGAGGGUGUACAGAAAAGGCAUCAAGGACCUGGGCCGGUACCAGCGAACACAGGAGACGCGCCCCUCCCCUGCUGCCCCUGCGGUCAGCGGGCCCAACAGCCCUCAGCCGUACAAAGACCUCGAGCGACAACUGGAGCUAAUGGAGUCUGGCCGGGCCGCUCCCGCCUCGGUAUCUACCCCGGCCAGUGUCAUUGGUUCAGACAGCGGGGUUGGUGGUUCGUCUCAGGAGUCCGACUCGGUACCCUCUAUGACUAGAGCGAGCACUGAGCCCGUGUUAGCCCCCAGCGGGCGGUCCUCCGCCCCCACCACAGCGGCCGCUGCUACAGAGAAGGCGGCUCCGUCCGAGCCCAAGAAAGGGUCCAUUUUUAAGACACGGGCCGGACAGGGUAGGGCGGCACGGGCGAGGUAUAACCACAGAUGGACCGAUGAUAAAGACGAGGCGGCGCCGCCGGCGGCCGCCGCGCCAGCGCAGAACAACGACACCCCGUCGGCGGCGUCGGCGCUGGACUUUACCGACGACCCCCCGCCGCCCUCCGGUCCGGGAGGCAGUCUGAACAGCCGUCUAACGCGAGUCAGCACCUGGCACGGGGCGGAUCCCAACAGUAGCCAACAGCCGGUGACUAGCGUUCGGGUCGACAGAAAUGCCAAGGAGUAUUAUACGGUGAUCAAGAACGUGAAGAAGGCGUACCAGAUCCAGGAGUUUGGAGAGUUCCAGGAGUAUAACGACGACAUCGACUAUAUCAUGGACGCCCUCCAGCCCACCAACAGCUUAUCGACAAGGUGUCUCUCGGCUACCCGACUGGCGGGCAAGUGCAUGGUACCGGCGUUUCGAAUGCAUCUGCGGGCCCACGGCACGGUCACCCGGUUCUUUGCGGCGCUCUCUGACGCGCCCUCCGACCCGUGUUUGUCGCUGUGCACUUCUGCGGUGAUGUUUAUACUGAGUGAAGAUCAGCUGAACAUGGAUCUGGACAAGAGCAGCCUGGAGCUGAUGCUGAGUCUGCUGGACUCUGACGUCACGGCUAGUGACUCAGACGACUCGAACGCCGAGCUGCGCAAAAACCGCGCCAAGGUCCGUGAGCUGUGCGCUCAGCUACAGCGGCAGGGCCAAGCCAAACAGCUACGCCUGGACAACAUCACCGCUGGCCAUCUGUCCAUGGAAACGCUGCUCAGCCUCACCUCACAGCGGGCCGGUGCCUGGUUCAAGGAGGAGCUGCGGGAACUGGGCGGCCUGGACCGUCUGCUGGGUACGAUAUCGGAGAGCUGCGCCAACCUCCGUCUACCACAGCGACUGAGACACCAGAGGGACUGUAUAGCCAGGAUCAGCCGGUGCUUGAGGGUCGUGGAAAACGUAACCAGCCGAACGAAGAGGAACCAGCAGUACCUGCUGCGAGCCGGUGGCGAGGCGGUGGCCAGCCUGGGCAGCUGUUCCAGAUGGCAGAGACCGAACUGGCAGACUGCUCGCCAGCGUUCCAG
This is a messenger RNA of Amphibalanus amphitrite, 3484 nucleotides long. RefSeq names its product nascent polypeptide-associated complex subunit alpha, muscle-specific form-like (gene wapl). The record is from RefSeq and is a predicted model, not a curated record. Gene Ontology annotation, biological process: regulation of chromosome condensation. The transcript is spliced from 15 exons. The annotation marks the transcript as partial. Lineage: Eukaryota; Metazoa; Arthropoda; Thecostraca; Balanomorpha; Balanidae.